This is a messenger RNA of Penaeus indicus, 539 nucleotides long. RefSeq lists its product as uncharacterized. The record is from RefSeq and is a predicted model, not a curated record. Lineage: Eukaryota; Metazoa; Arthropoda; Malacostraca; Decapoda; Penaeidae. The transcript has 4 exons. Bases 91 to 528 code for a protein of 145 amino acids.
CUAUGUUUAUGUUUAGCAAUACAUGCGAUGAGGGUCAAGUAGCCCAGAAACGGGAGAGUCUAUUAUUAUUUUCACCUUGCAGCAGGACUGAUGCAUGUGAGCCAGACACUCAAGAUUUUUAGGAGGAUAAAAGAAGCUAAACCUACAGCCUCUCUCGUCCUUACAACUCAUUUGCGACAAAGACAUCUCCCUCAUUGGACAUCAUAUUUUGUUAAAUAUAGUGAUGUAACCAGUGACCAGAGGGGUUUAUCACACUUCAAUUGGAAGGUUGAUGGAGCAAAUUAUCAUAUCCUUCGAACAGGAUGUUGGCCAUACAUGAAGUAUCACUGCACCAAGCGACCAUAUGAGGACCUUUCUGUAGAUGACAAAUUUUUCCGUGUUUUGAAAAUUGCAAACCUAGGUAUACCCUGCCUAGCCUAUGGUUGUGGUGCAUCAUUUCUUAUAAGUUGUCAAGAAGAGAUUCAUACGCCUGAAGGAACUGUUACAAUUUACUUCUUAUAUGAAGAAGAUCGAGGCUCCAUGUAUUAACAGGACUUAAG